Messenger RNA from Plasmodium knowlesi strain H, 975 nucleotides. Its product is annotated as conserved Plasmodium protein, unknown function. Bases 1 to 975 code for a protein of 324 amino acids. NCBI's taxonomy places the organism in Eukaryota, Apicomplexa, Aconoidasida, Haemosporida, Plasmodiidae. The record is from RefSeq and is a predicted model, not a curated record. The transcript has 2 exons.
AUGAAUCUCAGCUCACCAGUACACGCUGUGCCCGAAGAAGGAAAGAAAAGGAAGACGAAACUGAUCCGAUUGAGAAAUGGACACUACAGAAGAAUCGUUGACAUUUCGAAUACUGAUGACAGAAAUUUAUUAAUUCCCAAUAUAUGUAGCUGUGUCUGUGCUACCCGAGAGAAGGUUGAUUCAGAAAACGGGAUAAAAUCGGAAGACCUGAGAAAUGCCAAGAGGUUAAAGGAGUAUGACGAGAAGAGUGAUUACAUGGACUCCGAAAAAAAAGAAUCAUACACAGCUGCGGUAAACGAAGAGGAUCAAACAGAGAACCUGUAUUCUAAAACAAUCUCCUUCAGAUCUGUUACGCCUACAAGCCUAAGGAGUGAGGAUGGAGAAUCGAGCAGGAAACAGUCCCUGUUGGAUGGAAAGGAAGAAGAGGAAGAAGUGGUCGAGGAAGACGAUGUAGAAUCUACUGCUGAUGAAAAAGAGGAAAAAAAGAGAGUUCUACCUGAAGCAAAGAAACUAAUAGAACCAUCAAAAACGUUGAUGAGAGGAACCAAGACAAAUAUCUAUUUCUUGUCGAAUAAAGAAAUGGUACAAACUUUAAUGUGUUACAAUUACAAUUGCAAUGCUGUGGUGUUCGAAAAAGACACCUUCCUAAGGUACCUUUACAUGAAAUCUAUCAGCAACAUUAUACUGAAUGAGCGCAUGAUUGACGAGCUGUGCAAGCAGGAAGAUUUAAAAUAUGUCCUAACCAGUAAUGCCAUAGUUUUAGAGUCUACAGAUUUUCUCAAGCCACUCAUUAUAGAGUUUGAGUCAUCCAUUUCGAAGAGAGUAUUCGUUAGACAUCUCAAGCAUAACGCAAAAAAAGAAAUAGACAUAAAAAAGUAUCACGACUACUUAGGCGAACUUAACAACAACGAAAAAAUACGUCUCAUGAAGAUUGAAAGAUUCCACUCUUUGAAUAAGAUGAUCCAGUGCAACUGA